CAUAACAUAAAGUUGUAUGUAGGUAUUAUAAAUUAAGAUCCUAUAAUGCCCCCUAAAAGUAGUCAACAAGUUAAGAAAACAUUAUGGUUGGAGUGCGAACACUGUGGGAGAAGUAUAACCUCCAACGAUAAGAAUACUCACGUGGAAUCUAAAUGCGAGAAAAACCAAGUGAAGUGUCCUUAUGUGGAAGAUGGGAAGCUCUUCACUUGGCUGGAGCGGGCCGGCUCUCCACCGGAGGGUGCGCCUAAGGACGCUGUGUUGAUACAUCCGUCUGCUGGGUCUCUCAUAGGUGCCGUAAUUGGAGGGCCUUUAGAGUUGAGCAGGCAGGGAGCGCCAAUACUAGUGAAGCGUAUGUGGCCGUCUAAAGCUUCGGCACCAGCUGCCGUUAUUCUGCCCGCUGCUGAUCUUUCUGGAGCUUGGUGCAAGGACAGCAUAAAGGAUGUUACAGUGUCAGUACUUGAAGGCCAGAUCCCCAAUGCCAGCUAUGUAACGGUUAGGAUAAAAAACCACAAGACAAACACUGAUAUUUGUGACAUAUUGAAACAUCAUUUUUACAACCACUUUAUCAGUGUUGGUAGCAUUUUAGUGUACUAUUACUUUGGUAAGAAGUUGCAAAUAGAGGUAUUAAGUGUAACAUGUAAUGAACAAAAUGAUAAGUUUAAUACAAAUUGGUUUGUUCUCAAAGACAGCACUGUAUGGUAUAUGGAAAAGGAAGUUGUACAGAGAAUUAAGAAAAAACCGGUAGCAUUAGGAGGUGUUGGUGAUAUACUGGAAGAAAUACAAACAUAUAUACAGAUAUCAUUCAACACUGAGGGGUUUGCUUCUAACUUUCAGCCAACCAGAGGUCUUUUGCUCUAUGGGCACUCUGGUAUAGGUAAGACAGCCUUGUGUAAAUAUCUAAUAGAUACAAUGAAUUGUUUUCAUAUAGAAAUUAAUGGACCAGCCAUAUUUAGCAAAUAUUUUGGUGAAACAGAAGGCACUAUGAGAUCUUUGUUUGACAAAGCGAUACAAAAUGAACCAAGUAUUGUUUUUGUUGAUGAAAUUGAAACUAUUUGCCCAAGGCGAACUUCAAGUAGCACUGAACAGGAGAGAAGAAUUACUUCUGCAUUUGUAGCACUCUUAGACAGCUUGCAUGAAGAAAAUCACAGAGUUUUCAUAUUAGCUACAACUAGAAAACCCGACGCAAUUGACUCUAUGCUAAGAAGGUUUGGUAGACUGGAUAAAGAAAUAGAAAUACCAGUUCCAGAUAGAGUAAGAAGAAAAGAUAUUUUAAGGAGUAUGCUUGUAAAUUUACCUAAUAAGGUAUCUACACAUGAUAUUGAGUCAAUUUCAGACUUGGCCCAUGGGUAUGUGGCAGCUGACCUAGUAAACCUCUGUACACAAGCAUCCUUGAAGUGUGUAAAAAGGUCUGGUGAAGCUAUUGAGAAGGCUGAUUUAGUAGCAGCACUCACUAUAGUUAGACCCAGUGCCAUGAGAGAAUUAUUGAUUGAAGUGCCAAAUGUAAGGUGGACUGAUAUAGGAGGGCAGGAUGACUUGAAACUUAAGCUACGACAAGCUGUUGAGUGGCCCCUCAAGCAUGCUGAAAGCUUCCGUCGCCUGGGGAUUCGGCCGCCAGGUGGCGUUCUUCUUUACGGCCCUCCUGGUUGCUCUAAAACAAUGAUCGCAAAAGCGCUAGCUACCGAAAGUGGACUUAAUUUCCUGUCUAUAAAAGGUCCUGAGUUAUUUUCUAAGUGGGUGGGAGAAUCUGAAAAAGCCGUACGAGAUUUGUUCACAAAAGCACGGCAAGUCGCGCCAUCGAUUAUAUUUUUUGAUGAAAUGGACGCCAUAGGGGGCGAAAGAGGAGCAGGCGAGGGUGUGCAUGAGAGAGUAUUAGCUCAGUUGCUGACAGAAUUGGAUGGGGUGGUGCCUUUGAAUUCCGUGACAAUAUUAGCUGCUACAAAUCGUCCCGACAGGAUGGACCGAGCCUUACUUCGACCAGGCCGAUUAGACAGAUUAAUCUACGUUCCUUUACCAGAUUUUGAAACAAGAUUACAAAUUAUAGAGUUAAAGAUUGAGAAAAUGAGUACUAUGGAAGUAAACACUCAUAGCUUAGCAGUUAGAACUGGAGGUUUUUCUGGGGCUGAGCUCCAGGCUUUGUGCCACGAGGCGGCCUUGAAAGCUCUGGAGAAAGACUUGGAUUGUCCUGCUGUUACUAUGGAGCAUUUCGAGAACGUUUUGAAGGACUUCAAUCCUAGAACGCCAGGAACAUUAUUGAAGGUCUAUGAAGAGUUUGCCUUGGGGCAAAAGUCUGGAUAAUGAGUUCCUGUGUUAUUUAGUUGCCUAU
Molecule: messenger RNA, 2323 nt
Organism: Cydia amplana
Lineage: Eukaryota; Metazoa; Arthropoda; Insecta; Lepidoptera; Tortricidae
Product: ATPase family gene 2 protein homolog A
Exons: 2
Coding region: 46-2295 (749 amino acids)
Cellular component (GO): cytoplasm
Molecular function (GO): ATP binding; ATP hydrolysis activity
Source: RefSeq, a predicted model, not a curated record